AUGACCUCGGAGAUCUUUUCUGAGCUGAUCGAUCAUAUUGCUGCUAAAAUUGGAGAUAUUCCUCACUUGAAUAAUUCUACAACACUUGUGGACCCGUCAGUCUACGGCUAUGGAGUGCAGAAACGGCCCCUGGAUGAUGGAGGUCUCCGUGGGCUCCAUGGAGCACAGAUCAGAGACACAGAGAGAAUAGGUAACCAGUUAGGGGCCCUGGUACAUCAAAGGGCUGUAAUAACAGAAGAGUUCAAAGUGCCUGAUAAAAUGGUUGGAUUUAUAAUCGGCAGGGGAGGAGAGCAGAUCUCACGGAUUCAGAUAGAGUCUGGCUGCAAAAUUCAAAUUGCUCCAGACAGUGGUGGGAUGCCCGAGAGGCCCUGUGUACUCACUGGGGCACCAGAGAGCAUUGAACAAGCAAAGCGGCUACUGGGGCAGAUUGUAGAUCGCUGUCGGAACGGACCUGGUUUUCACAACGAUGUUGAUGGCAACAGUACCAUUCAGGAGAUUUUGAUCCCGGCAUCCAAAGUGGGUCUAGUCAUCGGCAAAGGAGGUGAAACAAUAAAACAGUUGCAGGAGCGAACAGGUGUGAAAAUGAUUAUGAUCCAAGAUGGUCCUUUGCCUACUGGAGCAGAUAAACCUCUCCGUAUUACUGGAGAUGCAUUUAAAGUGCAGCAAGCGAGGGAAAUGGUACUGGAGAUCAUCCGAGAGAAAGAUCAGGCAGACUUCCGAGGCGUGCGCAGUGAUUUCAGUGCUAGAAUGGGAGGAGGCAGCAUAGAGGUCUCUGUGCCCAGGUUUGCUGUUGGAAUUGUGAUAGGAAGAAAUGGAGAAAUGAUCAAAAAGAUUCAGAAUGAUGCUGGAGUUAGGAUUCAAUUUAAACCAGAUGAUGGGAUUAGCUCGGAGAGAGUCGCGCAGGUCAUGGGGCUCCCGGAUCGGUGUCAGCACGCAGCACACAUCAUCAGUGAGCUCAUCCUCACAGCACAGGAACGAGAUGGCUUUGGAACCUUGGCUGUUGCCCGAGGAAGAGGUCGUGGCCGUGGGGACUGGAGUGUUGGAGCACCUGGGGGCAUGCAGGAAAUCACCUACACUGUUCCAGCUGACAAGUGUGGCCUUGUUAUAGGCAAAGGUGGUGAGAACAUCAAGAGCAUAAAUCAGCAGUCGGGAGCACAUGUGGAGCUGCAGAGAAACCCCCCCCCAAACACAGACCCUGGUGUACGAAUAUUCACAAUCAGAGGGGUCCCCCAGCAGAUUGAGCUCGCUAGACAUCUCAUAGAUGAGAAAGUUGGUGGUACCAGCAUGGGUGGACCUGGAGGAUUUGGUCAAAAUCCGUUCAGCCAAGCACCUGCUACACCUCAUCAAAAUGGUCCUCAGGCGUUCAUGACGCAGGGCUGGGGCAGUACCUACCAGACGUGGCAGCAGCCUGGACAGCAAGUCCCAAGCCAACAGAGCCAGCAGCAGAACAGCCAUCCCGAUUACAGCAAAGCAUGGGAGGAGUAUUUCAAAAAACAGAGUCAUGCUGCCAGUGCUGCUUCUCAGGCAAGUUCCCAGCCGGACUACACGAUGGCUUGGGCAGAGUAUUACCGACAGCAGGCUGCCUACUACGGGCAGACACUAGGGCAGGCUCAGGCCCACAGCCAGGAGCAGUAGAACAAGGUCCUCGCGGCAAUUUUUUUCCCUCGGAAUCGUUGUGGAAGAAAACCUUUUUGUAACAGAGGUUUCUAGAUUUGCAACAUUUUGAUGAAGACUUUUCUGUUUGUGAAACACUAGCUGUAGGAUAAUCUAUACUGAACUUUUCUAAGAAUCAGGAACAAUUAGUAAUGUACUAAACGUAUGGACAUGCUGGUAAUUUUGUUUCCAAAUUUAUAUUAAAACAAACCUCCGGGAUUCUUUUUGGAGAGAAGCCAGAGAAUUUGCAGGCACCAAAACGUACCCCAGAGCUGUGACAUUUCAACAUGUGGGUUUUUUUGUGUGUUUUUUUUUCCUUUUAAUUUUUGAUCUUUUCUGUUGGAACAGAAAGAGUGGCUUGGAAGUCUUAGGUGGUAUGUAACAAAUCUUAAAAAGAAAAAAAAAUUAAACAGUAUUUAAAUAUUCUUAAAUAUGUAAAUUCAUUAAAUGUUUUACUUCUAAUUUCUUGUAUCUUGGCUGUCUUUGAUUUUAUUGCAUUUUUAAAAAACUGAACUAUGAUAUGUAUUGUAAUUAAUGAUAUGAUUUCUGUAUUUGAAACAGUUACUGUUUGCAAGUUGGGGGGGCAUUUUGUAGGGUUUGUAUAAUUUCUAGAGUCUAAAGGGGUAAUAUAAAAACGUGUUAAUUUUUUUAGCAAUACAUGUUUUCAUGUUUCCAUUGCUAGUUGCAUUUAUGUAUCUAAGACCUCCAAGCUUGUUAAAAAAAAGAAAA
This is a messenger RNA of Ficedula albicollis (Collared flycatcher), 2382 nucleotides long. RefSeq names its product far upstream element binding protein 3 (gene FUBP3). Gene Ontology annotation, biological process: regulation of gene expression. Gene Ontology annotation, molecular function: mRNA binding. NCBI's taxonomy places the organism in Eukaryota, Metazoa, Chordata, Aves, Passeriformes, Muscicapidae. Gene Ontology annotation, cellular component: cytoplasm; nucleus. Bases 1 to 1635 code for a protein of 544 amino acids. The transcript is spliced from 19 exons. The record is from RefSeq and is a predicted model, not a curated record.